Diachasmimorpha longicaudata is the source of this 3704-nucleotide messenger RNA. It is a transcript of the gene p130CAS, whose product is annotated as breast cancer anti-estrogen resistance protein 1. Bases 370 to 2433 code for a protein of 687 amino acids. Gene Ontology annotation, biological process: cell migration; cell surface receptor protein tyrosine kinase signaling pathway. Gene Ontology annotation, molecular function: protein binding. Gene Ontology annotation, cellular component: plasma membrane; cytoplasm. The record is from RefSeq and is a predicted model, not a curated record. The transcript is spliced from 7 exons. NCBI's taxonomy places the organism in Eukaryota, Metazoa, Arthropoda, Insecta, Hymenoptera, Braconidae.
CCCGGACACAAGGCAGUACCGCGCACGGUCUCAUCGAGAGAAGGUGUACUCUUUCGAUUUAUUCCCAAGUGUCUCGUGUUUCCGAUUUCAAUGGCAACUAAAUACGGAGAAAUUUGAUCAACCCUUUUCAUUCGUUUGCCCAGUGAAUCGGGGCUCGUGUGUUAAGGGAAAUAAUUGCCCUGAGCAGAUGAAUAAAGUCCGUUGGUGGCAGUUUUACCUUGGAUACUGAAGUGCUAUCGAUCGUGUUGUAUAUCUGUGUACCUCGGAUUUUAAUUCAAUUGUAUUUACAUUUGGCGUUUGUCGAGUGCUUUUGUUUAUUAUGAUCAAUCAUCUGUGAUAUCUGGAGAGUUACUGAUCACCGGUGACAUCAUGAUUGGCAUUAAAAUGCUGCCGCAGACACCUGAAAUUAUCUCUACAUCUCUGAACCAGAAAUGCGUAAAGGCACGCGCCCUUUACGACAACAUAGCGGAGGCACCCGACGAACUGGCAUUUCGGAAGGGUGACGUUCUGACGGUUUUAGAGCAAAAUACCUCGGGUCUGGAGGGAUGGUGGCUGUGCGCCCUCAGGGGUAGGCAGGGAAUAUGUCCAGGAAAUCGACUGCGUCUGCUAGUAGGUCAGUACGACAGUGGUAUUGGUGGUAGUAGAGCUGAUCUCACCCUCUCCGAGGAUGGAAUCCAGCGUCAUGGAAAAAGACGCAGUUGGCAUGUUCAGUCGAACAGGGUGGUGACACCGCAAAAAUGUGGGGAUGUCUAUCUGUACGAUCUGCCAGCAAAUCGGAGCAGUCCAGCCCCAUCCUCACAUCGAGACUCACCACUGAAUUCGAUGGAUCAAAUUCACGGAGGUCGAUUCUCUGGUGGUCACCAGAGCUCGAUAGACUCCGGUGGUGACGUGAGUGAUUGCUACGACGUGCCGCCCCGUGCAACCCCAGUGAUUCCAUCUCCAGCGAGUAGUCCCAGCCCAGCUCCCUCAUGCUACGACAUCCCCAGGCCGCCCACCUCCUGCACACCAAAUUCCAAUUGCUCGGGUGGUUCAGGGGUCACUCCCCUCGACUGUUACGAUGUUCCUCGGCCCCUGCAGCCCCUCACCCCCAGCAGCUCCGCAUCGAGUCUCACAAAUGAUGGAUCUCUGAGUGGAUCCAAUAGAUCCAGCAUCACAGCACCCGAUUACGAUAUCCCAAGGCCUCGUCUUCCGUCAUCCUCGAGGUACAACAGCCUCCAAAAAAUAUCUACAACUCCACCCCCGAGUCAGAUCCAGCAGAAUCAACAGAUUUAUGAUGUUCCUGUGAACAAGGAAAUCAGCAAAGAACUUCCGCUGGAGCUUGACUCAGCUCUCGAGGGCCUUCAGAAACUCCAGAGUGAAGCGUCAGCUGCCGUUGCACGUCUCCUGGGAUUCGUCAGUCCCGGAUGGAGGACCCCACAGCGUCUCGAUGCUACAUUGAUGGAUUUAAGACUGGCAGCCCUGAGAUUACGAACUUCUCUGCAUGAUUUAGCUGAAUUCGCUGAGGGCACACUUGGAAAUGCAAGUAAGGCACCUGACAAGGGGCUUGCCAAGAAAUUUAGGCCGCUGGUUAAGGCCCUCAGGGACUCGGAUAAACUGGUCCAGGAGGCUGCGACCGAGUUGGAUCAGAUGGAGUGGGACGCCGGGAGGCUUGCAAGGGGGGGUGGCGAGACUCCAACGCCCACUAAUGGCACUCCACCGAGCAUUGGGCAAGCACUACAACCUGAUCCACUGGAUCAACUCAUCGCGUGCGCUAGGGCACUUACCGAGGAUGUUCGACAAAUUGCCAGUUUUAUUCAGGGAAAUUCAACACUGUUAUUCAAAAGGUCGUCAAUCAUCUCCAGCAGUGCGAGCAUAAAUGCAGAGGACUAUGACUACGUGAAUUUAGAUUCACGGGAGACUGUGGCGAAGCAGAGGGAGGACAUAAGGGCGGACCUACCUUCCGACGAGUUGAGGAAGACUUAUGAUCUGCUCGUGGCGGAGGCUGAUAACGCCGCUAUUCACACAACUACAACCCCAACUCCAAUGGAUCCUAAUGAUAAGCAAUUGUUGGCAUUCUAUGUGGCACAAGUGAUAACACAUGGGGCACAUCUGACACACGCUAUUGAGGCGUUUCUACAGACUGUGCAGCAUAAUCAACCUCCCAAGGUUUUCUUGGCACACGGCAAAUUUGUAGUCCUGAGUGCGCACCGUCUGGUGCACAUUGGGGACACAGUUCACCGAAAUGUCACGAGCAAUGAAAUACGAACGAGAGUCCUUCAAUGUGCAAAUGCCCUGAGUGAAGCACUGGCACAGACAGUAUCAAAGACAAAACAAGCAGCCCAGUUCUUCCCAAGUGUCGUAGCUGUGCAAGAGAUGGUGGACAGUGUUGUUGAUGUCUCCCUGUUAUCUAAGGAACUCAAAGUUGCCAUGAUCCAUGCUGCCCAGCAACCUUAAAUUCCAAACAUGUGCCACCAUGGAUAAAAUAAAAUUUUACCUCAAAAGAAUUGCAAAAUGAACUUUAAAUAGUUCGAGAAUAAUUAUUAGACAUUAUACAGCGUUAAAGUACUGCCAAAGUGUAAUUUGCGGAUAGAUAAAAUGAUAAAAUGGGUACGAUGAAUUCAAGUAUAUGAAGAAGAGUGGUAAAAGGAGAUGGCUCCACCAAUUAUCGAUUGGAUGACAUUUCAACAGUAUCAAUUCUUGAAUUCUAUACGUCAGAGCUCUUGGUCCAAAACCGAUAAUUGAUAUCAGAAAAUAAGAAAAAGACGAAUGAGUUCCGAAUUGAUCUUCUUUUACCACUUUAUUACUCGAAUACGUUCUGUGGAAGGACGUUCGUAUGGUACUGGCCUUUAAUUGGUAGCAAAAAAAACACGUAGAUCCUUUUUGGAAGUCGUUGUCAUUUUUGACGUGUUUUAGAUUCGCAAUAAAUCUAACAGAGAAUCGAAGAAGUGUGAAGACAUAGUGAUGAAUUAGCUAGACCUAGGGACAUAAUAAUAAUUGUUUUCAUGUAUCGAAGGAACCAAAAAAGAGAAUUCACCAUCGAGUUUUUUGAGUGAAAGAGAAUCAAUUUUUUAUACAAAAACUUUUGUCUGGCAGCUGUGAGUCCACCAUUGGAUUUUUGAAUACUUAUCGAUGUUUUAUUAAAAUUGAAUUGAAGUCACAACGACACUAAACUGCAGAGUGAUGCAGAGAACUGAUUUUAUAAAGUGAAAAGUUAAAGACCAGGGAAUAUACAUGUAUGCAGUUUUGUGAAUUGUUUAUAAUUUAUUUGCGAUAAAGUUUUGUAAAAAAUGUAUUAGUUUUUUAAUACGAGUCGUGUAUUGUGAUGUUUUUAGGUAAUAGGCCAAUUUGCGUAGCACUGCGGCUCAUAUCGAGACGAAAAAUUGAAGAAAAUAUUGAAACAGAAGGAGAAUAAAACACUUAAUUGAUUUUAGAUGUAAAAGUAUUAUACAAUGUACAUAAAUAUGAAUAUUUAUAUAACUCCUGUCCUAUGAGUGUUGUUCACGAGUAGAGAACGAAAAUAUGAGAGUAAUACUGUAUCCGAAAAUUGUGCAAUGAGAUAGUUAUCGACAGAAUUCAAGUGGCAGCAGUAAUCUACUUAUCAGCGCCAAAAAACCAAUUGCGGAAAUUUUAAAUUUCCGGUGGUUUUUAUUUUUGUGGCGUGCCACCCCUUGUAUUUAUAAAUCCCCCAAGAAUUCAAUAAAGAAUCAAAGUCAAAUAACAAUGAA